AUGGUCCUCGACCUCAUCGCCAUAGGUGUAGGUGUCUACCUCGUCAUCAGGCACAAAAAGAACAAGAAAGCUCGUGACGCCGCCUACGCCGCCGGCCAGCCCAUCUACAACCGCGACGGUAGCAUCACCUACCCGCCCAGUUACAGCGGCUGUCCUACACACGGAGGCGAGGGCGUCGGGGCCCGUCAAAACCCGCCACCCAAUGCAAAUGGGUACCAUGAUGAGAAGAGGCAGGUGCCGAACGUGACGGUGAAUGAGACGACGGGGUAUGGCGAGGCGCCGAGAUAUAUGGAGACUGAGAGCGAGACGUACAAAGGGCCAAGGCAGGAGACUAGGGAGGUGAUGAGCGAGAAGGAGGAGUAUGUGAAGGUUUGA
Messenger RNA from Cyphellophora europaea CBS 101466, 375 nucleotides. RefSeq lists its product as uncharacterized. The coding region runs from base 1 to 375 and encodes 124 amino acids. NCBI's taxonomy places the organism in Eukaryota, Fungi, Ascomycota, Eurotiomycetes, Chaetothyriales, Cyphellophoraceae. The transcript is spliced from 2 exons. The record is from RefSeq and is a predicted model, not a curated record.